Messenger RNA from Talaromyces proteolyticus, 2886 nucleotides. RefSeq lists its product as uncharacterized. Gene Ontology annotation, biological process: protein phosphorylation. Lineage: Eukaryota; Fungi; Ascomycota; Eurotiomycetes; Eurotiales; Trichocomaceae. Gene Ontology annotation, molecular function: protein kinase activity; ATP binding. The record is from RefSeq and is a predicted model, not a curated record. Bases 1 to 2886 code for a protein of 961 amino acids. The transcript is spliced from 2 exons.
AUGCGCAGGAGUGGCUCCCUGCAAAACACACGUAUACGCACAUCCCCCCAAAGCCCCUCCAAACGCGCUCUCAACGUCUCUAGUGACCACGGCAAUGCAACUACCGUCCAACCUACUCCUGUUCUGACUGGAGAUGAAAAUUGCUUUGAAAAAGAGGGCACCUCGACCGAAUCUCUUCCAGGGCCAAACAACGCUGUAACAUCAACAGAAAAUAACAGCGGCGCGCUGAAACCAACUCUCAGUCGAGUCGAGAAAAGGCGCAGCGGUAAUUUCAGCUCUCUAGCCUCCACAGCCAGUCCACUCAAACGGAGCGACGGGGCAAUGCAACUCGACCAGGCUGGGUUUGAAAGUCCCUCCGCCAAACGCCGCAGCUUGCAUAGUGUCAGUGGCGGCUUCGAUUUCAGCAUCUUCGAUAGCACCGACAGUUCACAAUCAUCCAGCGACUCUUCUGACGCCAUGACCCGUGACUUUGACGCGCAGGCCAACUUUCCUUUGAUUUCACCUGCUGGACCUUUCGCAACUAUUCCUAAGCGAUCCUCAUCCCUUCGUCGUUCAACUCUUUUACAGCGCCAGGGUGAUAGGACAAUUUUCAGUCGCUCGCGACUUACGAACGUCGAUUACGCCGAUUCUCCUCCAACAAGCCCGUUUGUGCAACAUCGCAUGUCACUUGAUAGCAAUUUAUCAAUGGCAUCUAGUCGCGAGACUUUGUUUGGUCCGCAGUCGCGACCCGCGUCCGGCAAUCCCCUUUUCUUAAAUACUCAGGUUGAAUCAGGAUCUACCACUCAUGCAGCGCACCCCCUAUCUCGCGCAAUAACACAAUCAUCUUCUAGCUCUAGUUUAGCUGAAGAUUCACCAACUCAUGAACCAAUUCACAAAAGUGACCGACCACGGCCUAUCUUUAAUUUCUCAAAGUCCCUCCCGGUUGGCGCGACACGACCUGCUGUACAGCGGCAAUUGACUCGCGAAGACUCGAACUCUUCAACUGAUUCAUUUGCGACACCUGAAAACUACAAACAGGCCAAGCCAUAUGCCGCAGCAUUCAUGUCAACCGGACUGAUCUCGAAGAAAAACCGCAACGCAGAAGAGGUGCAAGGUGCAAGUAAAAACAUGCCUGAUACUCCAUGCAAAAAGUCUACCAGCUUCCUUCCAAGUGCCCACAAAGCUUUGCCUGUUCGGCCUGUUUCACGACCAAAGCUAGUUCGUCAGACCUUCGCAGUUCCAUCAACUCCGACCCAGCACAAUCGCUCAACAUCUGGUCUGUUUGCCCGGGGAACUGGAAUUUUCGGUGGUAUGUUCAAUCAACCAGAAUCAUCUCGUCGUGACAGUUUUGUAAGUGUCGAUGGCGAAGAGCAGUCCAAUUCCCAGUCACCAUCAGCGCGUCAUGAUAGCCAAACCACAAUAGACUCGGAUUUUCCUCCCACCCCGACUAAGCAGGCUGUCACUUCUCCCGAAGGUAUUUUCAAUUCGUUUCAUGAAAAUUCUCUAGAUCAGCCAUCGGAGCAGGCCUCAAAUGCCAACAUUGAAUCUACCACCCCUCGAACCCCACGAGACAGCAUUUUCCCACCAGAUCCGAGCGGAUUGUCCAUUUCAGCUCCAAACGACUCGCCGUUGCAGCUUGAAGACUUUAAUGCGUCAACCAUUACAUUCCCAGCUACACCAACUACGUCGCGGGAUUACUUCGCACCCACUGGUCAAAGAAAGAGCAUGUCCCUAGGUGGUUAUAAUGCUCCCGAUGUUGACACGAGUUUGACAUCUCGUUUCGAGAAGGUUGAGCUUAUUGGCAGCGGAGAAUUUUCUCAAGUUUAUCGGGUUUCGCAUCCACAGGGCUCAUCUCAGUACAAAUCAAUUUUCAGCCUCCUUCCGACUGAAUCGACAUCUCCAUCUGCACUACCUGAACGUGUUUGGGCAGUAAAAAAGGCCAAACAAGUGUUUGGCGGCCCAAAGGAUCGUAUUCGCCGAAUGCGGGAGGUGGAAAUUCUAAGGGCUCUCUCCAAUUCAGAUCAUGUUAUUUCCUUUGUCGACCAUUGGGAAGACAAGGGCCACCUCUAUAUUCAAACGGAAUACUGUGAGGAAGGGAGCCUUGAUGUUUUCCUUGCCCAAGCGGGUCUUAAGGCAAGGCUAGAUGACUUCAGGAUCUGGAAGAUUCUGCUCGAAAUGUCCCAGGGUUUGAAGCAUAUUCAUGAGUCGGGUUUCAUUCAUCUCGAUUUGAAACCUGCCAACAUCCUGAUUACUUUUGAAGGCGUGCUUAAAAUCGCUGAUUUUGGGAUGGCUACUACUUGGCCUGCAGACAAACAUAUUGAAGGCGAGGGUGACAGGGAGUACAUGGGACCUGAAGUCUUGAUGGGACUCUACGAUAAGCCUGCCGAUAUAUUCGCACUUGGUCUUAUCAUGUUUGAAAUCGCAGGCAAUGUCGAGCUUCCCGACAACGGAUUGUCAUGGCAGAAACUUCGCAACGGUGACAUUAGCGAUGUUCCAAGUCUUACAUGGAGCUCAGAAACAAGCAUAUUCCGUGACGCCUCCGGGAAUCCCUUGUCUCAAGAGUCCUCAUUUGAUGAACUCUGCGGCUCGGAUCCUGCCUUCAACGAUUCUGGAGUCGACUUCUCAAAAUCUCGUCCACCGAAGCCAAGUCAGUUUGUGCGCAGUGGAGAGCUCGUCGAACCUCCUAACUUCAUGGUGGAUGCCAGCCACGAUCAUGCUCUUGAUAAGGUUGUUCGCUGGAUGAUUUCUCCAGAUCCAAACAACCGUCCAACAGCUGACCAGCUCCUUCAAACCCAUGGUGUUCAAUGGGCCAUGGCACGCCGUAGAGCCGGAGCAACAGUUUUUGAAGGCAACUGGGGCCCUGCUGAUGAUAUUCUCCUUGAGGAUGCGGAGAUGAUUGACGUUUGA